AUGCCGGGAGGCUGUGAAGAAGACACUCCUACAACCCGCCCACUCCUACAACCCGCCCACUCCUACAGCCCGCCCACUCCUACAACCCGCCCACUCCUACAGCCCGCCCACUCCCUAAGACACUCCUACAACCCGCCCACUCCUACAACCCGCCCACUCCUACAACCCGCCCACUCCUACAACCCGCCCACUCCUACAGCCCGCCCACUCCCUAAGACACUCCUACAACCCGCCCACUCCUACAACACUCCUACAACCCCGCCCACUCCUACAACCCGCCCACUCCUACAGCCCGCCCACUCCUACAACCCGCCCACUCCUACAGCCCGCCCACUCCCUAAGACACUCCUACAGCCCGCCCACUCCUACAACCCGCCCACUCCUACAGCCCGCCCACUCCCUAAGACACUCCUACAACCCGCCCACUCCUACAACCCGCCCACUCCUACAACCCGCCCACUCCUACAGCCCGCCCACUCCUACAACACCGCCCACUCCUACAGCCCGCCCACUCCUACAACCCGCCCACUCCUACAACCCGCCCACUCCUACAACCCGCCCACUCCUACAGCCCGCCCACUCCUACAACCCGCCCACUCCUACAGCCCGCCCACUCCUACAGCCCGCCCACUCCUACAACCCGCCCACUCCUACAACCCGCCCACUCCUACAACCCGCCCACUCCCUAAGACACUCCUCAGCCCGCCCACUCCUACAACCCGCCCACUCCUACAGCCCGCCCACUCCCUAAGACACUCCUACAACCCGCCACUCCUACAACCGCCCACUCCUACAACCCGCCCACUCUACAGCCCGCCCACUCCUAGAACCGCCCACUCCUACAACCCGCCCAUCCUACAACCCGCCCACUCCUACAACCGCCCACUCCUACAGCCCGCCCACUCCCACAACCCGCCCACUCCUACAACCCGCCCACCUACAACCGCCCACUCCUACAGCCCGCCCACUCCUACAACCGCCCACUCUACAGCCUGCCCACUUCUACAAGCCGCCCAUUCCCUAAGACACUCCUACAACCCGCCCACUCCUACAACCCGCCCACUCCUACAGCCCGCCCACUCCUACAACCCGCCCACUCCUACAGCCUGCCCACUUCUACAAGCCGCCCAUUCCCUAAGACACUCCUACAACCCGCCCGUUCCUGAAAUCCCUAGGCCCGCCCACUCCUUCAGCCUGCCAAUUCCAACAGGCUGCCCAUUUCCUGAGGCCGCGCAUUCUAACCACGCCCACAGAGGCUACAGCACGGCACAACAGCAGCUGCGACACAUAAUACACUACAAGACCAACCAACAGCUGUAUCGAGUGCCGGGGAGACUUCCUCAAACUGGUACGAUAUUGUAA
Messenger RNA from Penaeus chinensis, 1362 nucleotides. RefSeq names its product proline-rich extensin-like protein EPR1. The coding region runs from base 1 to 1362 and encodes 453 amino acids. The record is from RefSeq and is a predicted model, not a curated record. Lineage: Eukaryota; Metazoa; Arthropoda; Malacostraca; Decapoda; Penaeidae. The transcript has 4 exons.